Molecule: messenger RNA, 2478 nt
Organism: Adineta ricciae
Lineage: Eukaryota; Metazoa; Rotifera; Eurotatoria; Adinetida; Adinetidae
Source: the annotation of a GenBank genome assembly
AUGUCAAUCCCACAACCUCCUGAUGAUCUAGAAACAAGAAAUAUUAUUGAGAAACUCGCAAGUUUUGUUGCUCGUAAUGGACCUGAAUUCGAAGCAGCAGCAAGACAAAAACAUGAAAAUAAUCCAAAGUUCUCUUUUCUCCACGGUGGAGAACAUCAACAUUAUUACGCCUUUCGUGUGCAAGCAGAAAAAGCUUUACUUCAACAACCGCCCAAUCCAUUCCAUUUGCCACCACCAAACAUGCUGGGGCCACCUCCUUCGUUGCCUCAUCAUCCUUCUCGUCCAACACUACCACCUUUUCCAGGCCCACCUCCACCACCUGGUACAAAUGGUCCACCGCCUUCUCUUCCUUGGACACAACCACCUCCACCGCAUUUAUUUCCGACAGGUGCACCUCCACCACCCAUACCAAUGCCACCCAUUCCACCGCCAGCGGUCGUCAUCGAACAAGCCCUUCAACAACAAAUUCAAGCUUUACAAGAACGAUUAAGACAAAGUGAAGUUAAUCUCGUUGCACAACGUGAGUCGAUGCAAAUAAAUAAAAAGACAAAAGUUCAAGAAAAUAUUCAAGCUGCCAGACAAGCACGUAUUUCUGUUCAGGCAGCUGAAUCUCAUAUUGACAUGAAAGAAGUCGAUCGAACAACUUCAGCAAUCAUCGAAGCUUGUACAAAAGAUAACAUCACUAACGGACGCAAUUGUAUAUUGAACUUCAGUCAAACAAGCAUGCAAGCAGAAACUAUUUGUUUAUAUUUAAUCGAUCGAGUAUUUGCAUCUGAUGCAACCAGUGACACCCGUUUGCACAUCAUUUAUCUCAUAAACGAUGUUCUUCAUAAUUCUGUCCGAAAAGGCAAUGAUGAAUUCCGUGUACAAUUGAGUAGAGUUAUCGUUCCGAUCUAUUGUUUGGCAGUGGAUCAAUCCAAUGACGAAUGUCGACAAAAAUUGGUCAAGUUGCUCGACCUUUGGGAAAAAAACAAAUAUUUCAAUAACGAUAUCAUGGAGGAACUUCGUGAUGUUCAACAUGCGAAAAGGCAUUUUGAAGAUGCCAUUCGGAUGGAAUAUGCUCCAAUUGUUGAACCAAUUGAAGCUGGUCUUGAUGAAAAGUACGCUCAACUCGAACGACAACAUGCUGAAUUUGCUGUCCACAUUCAAACACAAAUCAAUCAGAUUCAACAACAAAUUGUUCAAUUCCAUCAAGUUCAACAGCAGACACCUCCAGCACCUCCCCCUCCACCACCACAUUUACUAAACAACGCUUUCGGUCCGCCAUUGCCACCGAAUAUGUUGGCCCGAAUGCCGCCACCUUCUCCUUCGAAUAAUCCAAAUCAACAGCCGCCGCCCUUAAUGUCUCUCAAUCCAUUUACUGAAAAUAGUCGAGAUAAUUCGAGUCAUCGUCCACCUUCAAAUAUGUAUGAUAAUGCUCCUCCGGCACUCAUGUCUAUGUCAAUGCCUCAUUAUGAUAAUAACAGUCAACAUGAUGAUUAUGGUAAUAGUAUGAACACAAAUAUCGAACAACCAUUUGAUCUAAGUAUGGUUACGGAUGACAUUCCAUACUAUGAUCUUCCGGCUGGUCUCAUGUGUUUAUUAGUCAAGGAUGAAGAUUGUGAUUAUAAAUCGCUUGAUCCAUCGCAUUUACAUUUGCCACCAUCAAGACCAAUUACGGAACGAUUAUUAAAUGCAGUAGAAAACUUCUAUGCGCUGCCAACACACGAAACUCCAAGAAAUGCUGAUGGAUGGGAACGAUUAGGUUUAUUUGAAUAUUAUAAAAUAAAGAAUACACAUAAAUUCUCGAAAGAACGUCUUGACGGUACGAGCAAACAUCCGGAUGCAAAAGAGAAACAACAUCGCUCCGGACGAAGUCGAUCGAAAAGUUCGUCUGGAUCAAAAUCAAGAUCAUCGUCAGGUUCUUCAUCUUCAUCUUCACCUUCUUCCUCUUCAUCAUCCUCAUCUUCGUCGUCCUCAUCAUCCUCGAUGUCAAAAGAUAACUCUAAUAACAACUAUCAGAAAAAACGAUACAGAUCUCGAUCACCAUCGCCCACACAUUACAAACAACAUUCAGCAAGGGCUAAUCCGCCAAUAAGAUCACGUUCUCGUAGCACGUCUCCUCCCUCGUUUGGCUCAGCAUAUGUACCUCAAAGUUCAUCAAGUAGCAGACAUUCUCAGCAGAAAGUGUCCGAUUCGAAUGUUGGGCAUAAACUUCUACAAAAAAUGGGUUGGCAAGAAGGUGUUGGUCUUGGUCGUCGUGAACAAGGAAUUGUUGAACCCGUUAUGUCAAGUACAAGUGUAAAUAAUGACGGAAAAGCUGAUCAAUACAAAGGCAUCGGUCAUGAAGACGAUCCAUUUGAACAAUUUCGUAAACAAAAAGCCAAAGGUUAUGUUUCACGAUUGAUCGCUGCUCAAGCCGAAACAGUCGCUCGACGUCAUGAAAUUGCCGAAGAAGAUGGAUCAUCAGAACGUUCCGAUGACAAAUCCAAAAAAUAG